Messenger RNA from Lagopus muta (rock ptarmigan), 646 nucleotides. RefSeq names its product ranBP2-like and GRIP domain-containing protein 3. The record is from RefSeq and is a predicted model, not a curated record. NCBI's taxonomy places the organism in Eukaryota, Metazoa, Chordata, Aves, Galliformes, Phasianidae. The transcript has 3 exons. The coding region runs from base 164 to 616 and encodes 150 amino acids.
UUGCUGCAGGGGUGUGAGAUGGUGCAGAGCUUUGUAAAAACGGGCUUUACGUUUCUGAUAUUGCAUUUGUAAAGAAGUACUGGCUUAGGACUAAAGCUGCUUGUUGUGUUCAUCAAACAAAUGACGUGUGAGCAGAUGGAAAAGAGGGAAUGCUAACUGAGGAAUGUUUCUGUUGACAUUCAGGGCCAGACUCGGCAGCCAAGCUGAAGCUUCUUGUACAGCAUGGAUUGAGUACUGUGUGAGCCCUGGAGAGACACGGCCUUCACCUGCCUUAAUUAUACACUGGGCAAGAAGCCUGCAAGCAACAGGCGUUAGCCUGAACUCGUGCGACCAGAAGGAAUCUAUUGGAAGAAGCGUCUGCUACUGGAAGGAAAUUCUGCUUAGCUUGAAAACUAUCAAAAAGCACAGAAGUAUUCCUGAACCUGCUGAUCCUCUCUUCAAGCAUUUCCAUGGUGUGGACAUCCAGGUCCUCCAGGUUGCAGCCUGUGAAGAAGAGGCACGUGUGGCUUUUGCAAUGCUGGGUGCAGCUGAAGGCAAAACUGAUGAUGCUUUAUUAGCCUUUGAAGCUGUUAACAAUGCGGUUUCGUACUGGAACCUAUGCACUGUAAGUUUGUGAAUUGCAUUCCCUCAGAAUGCUUUUCUGUCA